Messenger RNA from Styela clava, 2825 nucleotides. RefSeq names its product glycogen synthase kinase-3 beta-like. The record is from RefSeq and is a predicted model, not a curated record. NCBI's taxonomy places the organism in Eukaryota, Metazoa, Chordata, Ascidiacea, Stolidobranchia, Styelidae. Gene Ontology annotation, molecular function: ATP binding; protein serine/threonine kinase activity. Gene Ontology annotation, biological process: cell differentiation; peptidyl-threonine phosphorylation; negative regulation of TOR signaling. Gene Ontology annotation, cellular component: axon; cytosol; cytoplasm.
UACCUUAUUGCAAUGAGUGGAAGAUUUAUCUUGACCAAAACUUUUCCCUUUUUCAGGUUUUUAGGUAAUUAUCUGAUUGAUUUUAAUUAUUUUACAAAUUAAUAUAUCUGAAUUAAUUUCAACUUCAAGUGAAAAUGGCUGUUUGAUUUCUACAAAAAGGUUUUCUUACUAUGAGUAGUUGUUCAAGAGGGGUGGAAACGUUUAAUACCAGUGAUAGGUUGUCAGCUGCAACGUCGUUUAGCACCAAAAAGCUGCUUGGACCCAAGGGCGACUCACAGUUUGCAUCACUUAACCAUGCUCGAAAAUUUGAGGGAAAUAUGAAAGUCAGCCGCGAGAAAGAAGGUAAGAUAACAACUGUUGUUGCAACUCCAGGACACGGACCAGAAACACAGCAACAAGUUUCAUAUACAGAUACCAGAGUUAUAGGAAAUGGAUCCUUUGGUGUCGUUUAUCAAGCAAGACUCGCAGACAACAAUGAAAUGGUUGCGAUUAAAAAAGUUUUGCAAGAUAGAAGAUUCAAGAAUCGCGAACUUCAAAUAAUGCGAAAGCUAGAUCACUGCAACAUUGUCAGUUUGAGAUAUUUUUUCUACUCAAGUGGAGAAAAGAAAGAUGAACUUUAUCUCAACCUUGUGAUGGAAUAUGUUCCAGAAACAGUGUACAGAGUUGCUAGACAAUUCAGCAAAAAUAAACAGACUAUUCCAAUUCUUUUUGUCAAGUUAUACAUGUAUCAGCUGUUCCGCAGUCUUGCUUACAUUCAUUCAUGUGGAAUUUGUCAUCGUGACAUAAAACCUCAGAAUUUGCUGCUUGAUCCAGAAACCGCUGUUUUAAAGCUUUGUGACUUUGGAAGUGCCAAGCAACUUGUCCGAGGUGAGCCAAAUGUAUCAUAUAUUUGUUCUCGUUACUACAGAGCACCUGAACUUAUAUUUGGAGCUACUGAUUAUACCCCAAGUAUAGAUAUCUGGUCUGCUGGCUGUGUUUUGGCAGAGUUAUUAUUAGGACAACCAAUAUUUCCCGGUGACAGUGGUGUUGAUCAACUUGUUGAAAUCAUCAAGGUAUUAGGUACUCCGACUCGCGAACAAAUCCGUGAGAUGAAUCCAAAUUACACAGAAUUCAAAUUCCCACAAAUUAAGGCACAUCCAUGGUCGAAGGUGUUUAGGCCUCGAACACCACCUGAAGCAAUUGCUCUUUGCAGUCGUUUACUGGAAUACUCGCCAGGUGCUCGAAUUCUGCCACUGGAAUCUUGCGCACACAGUUUUUUCGAUGAACUACGUAUUCCGAAAGCUACGCUCCCUGCUGGGAAGCCACUUCCUCCCCUGUUCAAUUUUACCCAACAAGAGUUGUCACAGAAAUCAGCGCUCUAUAAUAUUUUAAUACCUCAGCACGUUCGUAACCCAUCGUCGAGUCCUACAGAUUAUAACAUGACUAAUCAGGAGCAUCCAGAUAAAUUGACCAGCGGAAACGACAAAGACGCCAUGCUGAAUAGACAAUAAUUCAAAUGGAUAGAUGAAGAAAGGACACAUUUCUUCCUUACUUUGUUUUAAUAUUACAAAAUACAUAGAUAACUAUAAUGCUAAGAAUUCAUUUUAAGUCAAUUAAUGAGAUGAUCAAUAUCGUUCAAUACUUGUUUUUACAACUCACUGGUUUAAAUAACAAUUAAGUAAAUAUUGGAAAAUAGUUUGUAACCGCAUAUUCAUCAAGUCCGUUAGAUUGAAGAUACCAAAAACGAGGUGGAGAUUACAAUUUUUUUGUUGUAAUUGUUCUUUUUUAUUAUUAUCUAGUAUUGCGCACGCAUGAUUCUAGCCAUGUUGAUCACUCAUUGAAUGAUUCUACACAUAGCUCUCACAUUAAUUUAGAAUUUUGUACAGGUAUACUGAAAGCUAAUGCGUCGUAUAUUUCAAUGAGGUUUUUGUCAGCUUUAUAUCAGAAAGGCAUUGCUUUGUAAAGUUUUUUGACCCCUAUUUUGAAAGGGUAUAGUCCCACCAUUGCUUGGGGCUUUUUGUUGACUUUUUUUUUCCUUACUAUUGCAGUGUCUUUAACGAGUUUUUCUUUAAUUUUGAAAAUACCCUGCACUCCUGCUAUGAAAUAAGGUUUAUAAAGUGAAUUUUUGACAAAACUUAGCUAAUUUUUUGUACAAAAUAACAUUGUUUGGAUUCUAGAUUCAUGUUCUAAAAUACAUCAGCCAAAAAUUUAUAUUCUAUAUAGUGAAAGUUUCUGAUUUUUAAUUUUUGAUUACUAUCCAUCUACUAGAUUACCCUGGUUUUUAUCUGUGAGGACGAAAAGAGCACAACUUCAUCUGCUUUUAUUGUCUUUCGCCAUGUUUUAUUUUUAUCAUAAUUUUUUUGGUCUUUUUUUUUUAGUCUGAUACCUACUCUACCACUACUAUGUUUUGGUUUUAUUUAUUGAAACAAUGUAUCAUUUUGUACUCUUUUGUCGUAGUUGUAAUAUGUACUGUACAGAAUUUUCCCUCUACCAGUUUCUCGCAAUUGAUAUUGAUAUUCUGUGUACAUCAACCAUUCUAUUGAUUUUUAGUGAAAUUGACAAAGCUUUUUAUGACAUUUUUCCGAUUCAUCCACACCAAGAAGUAGGUCGACUGUAAGCUUUAUAGCAAGAUUAGAUUUAUUUAGGGAAGGACUGGCUUCAUUACGAAAUUGUAAAAAUAUACAAAAGUGAUAACUUUGCCCGAGAAAUAUUAUUUUUCGUGCUCAUUUUUUUUCUUGUAUUUUAUUUGUGGAUUUUAUCUCGCGUCGUUUUGAGUAUAUUGUAAAAUAUGUUAUGAUGAUGUAUCAGUAAAUAAAUGUGUAACUCUCCCCCGUGGAUAAGGUGAA